Schizosaccharomyces octosporus yFS286 is the source of this 1887-nucleotide messenger RNA. RefSeq names its product glucosidase. Gene Ontology annotation, biological process: (1->6)-beta-D-glucan biosynthetic process; fungal-type cell wall organization. The record is from RefSeq and is a predicted model, not a curated record. Lineage: Eukaryota; Fungi; Ascomycota; Schizosaccharomycetes; Schizosaccharomycetales; Schizosaccharomycetaceae. Bases 1 to 1887 code for a protein of 628 amino acids. The transcript has a single exon. Gene Ontology annotation, molecular function: glucosidase activity. Gene Ontology annotation, cellular component: endoplasmic reticulum membrane; plasma membrane.
AUGAGCUCCGAUCAGGCGAAGCUACCAAAAGAACCUGAGAGUGUAUACAUCAGUCCCAUUUGGUUAAAUCAUUCUAAUAAUUCUUCUUCGGAUUCUGGGUCUUCGUCAUUCAAUAUCUCAGAAAGUACUUCUACUACUUCGAAAAAUUGCUCUCUUCCCAAUGUAAAUAGCUAUCUUCAUUCUGAAGAACCGCCUAUAACUAACGAAGCUCUUUCACACUCCCUUCUUCACCAACAGGAAUUGAGCAGGUAUCCCUCCUUCUUUUCAAAUGUGAAUAAUGGCAUUAAUUCCUCUGCGAGUAGCAGAGAAGGUUUUAAAGGUUCUGAAUAUGCCCAUAGUAUCAUUAACCCGUCCUUACUAGGGUACUUAGAUGUUAAUUGGAUUUAUCAUUGCAAAGAGGAAGAUGACGAUCUUCACAACCCAAACUCUUCUGUCCUCAGUGUUUAUCAAGAUAAAAAGUCUUUUAGCUGGUCUCGAUGGGGCGAUAUUGCAUCGCUGAUUCUUUUAUUACUUGGUUUCUUUUUGCUUUUUAUAAUUUUCCCAGCUCUGACCUACACCGGAAAUGUUUCUCCUAAAAAGGAAAAUAAUCCAGCCAUGGCUGAACAAAUUACUGAUCAUGUAUUUGGUCUUUUGCGUUUUCCUCGAACUGAUUUGGUGGAUCCAGAUACUCCUGAAUCCGCUCUAACCAAAGUUGGUGUAAAUGGAAAAACAUAUAAGCUCAUGUUUUCUGAUGAAUUUAAUACGCCGGGUAGGAGUUUUUAUCCUGGAGAUGACCAAUUCUGGGAGGCGGCCGAUUUACACUAUGCAGCCACUAAUGACUUGGAAUGGUACGAUCCAGAUGCAAUAACUACAGCCAACGGUACAUUGGAUAUUAGAAUAGAUUCUUUUGCAAAUCACAAUUUGAAUUUUAGGUCCGGUAUGCUCCAGUCGUGGAAUAAGCUUUGUUGGAAAGGCGGCAUCAUAGAGAUAUCUGCUUCGCUUGGAGGUUCCGGUGAGCGUGCUGGUUUGUGGCCUGGUCUAUGGACGAUUGGUAACCUUGCUCGUCCCGGUUAUAUGGCCACAACAGAUGGAGUAUGGCCUUAUUCUUAUUCCCAGUGUGACGCGGGAAUAACACCAAAUCAGUCCUCAUGGGAUGGCAUAUCAUAUUUACCGGGACAAAAACUGUCUAGCUGUACAUGUGUUGAUGAAGAUCAUCCUAGUCCUGGUAUAGGCCGUGGCGCACCAGAGAUCGAUGCGCUUGAAGGAUCUACUGAAAAGCUUAACCCAAAUGAUGAGUUUGACAUCGGGAGUGCUUCCCAAUCUAGUCAAUUUGCUCCAUUUGAUAUGUUUUAUCUUCCAAAUUAUGAUUAUUUGGUCAUUCACAAUCAAAGCGUAACCCACAUGAAUUCUUAUGUGGGAGGUCCGUUUCAGCAAGCAAUAUCCGGAAUAACUAUUUUGAAUAAUAGUUGGUAUGAGCGUAAGGCUUUCCAAACUUACGGCUUCGACUAUAAGCCGGGUGAAAUUGACGGAUAUGUAUCGUGGUUUGUAGGUCCGAAUCACACUUGGACAAUGCUUGGAGCAGCUGUUGGCCCUAAUGGUAACGUUGGGGCCCGACAGAUAAGCGAGGAACCCAUGUCCAUCGUAUUCAACCUGGGUAUCUCAAACAACUGGGCUUAUUACUAUUUUCGAGAUUUACAUUUUCCAGCUACUAUGUCGAUUGAUUACAUCCGUAUAUAUCAGGAUCCUGAAGAUGAAAGCAUGCAUAUUGGAUGUGAUCCACCUGGGUAUCCUACAACCGAGUAUAUUGCGAACCAUCCUAUUGCAUAUAGAAACGCGAACAAAACGAGUUGGGAAUCGUGUGGGUAUGAAUGGCCAAAGAAUAGUUUAAUGCAUGGUUGUAGUGUAUAA